Rotaria sp. Silwood2 is the source of this 1145-nucleotide messenger RNA. Lineage: Eukaryota; Metazoa; Rotifera; Eurotatoria; Philodinida; Philodinidae. The record is from the annotation of a GenBank genome assembly.
AUGUUAUCCAUGAAUAUCUCUAACGAUGAUUUUAUUAGGACUACAGAAGAGCGCCAUAAGCAAACAGUAAUAUAUUUAUGGCAACAAUUAGUAAGUAGCAAUAAUAUUUACCUUAGCUCUUAUAAUGGUUGGUAUUCCCUACGUGAUGAAGCAUUUUAUAAUGCAUCCGAAGUAGUAGAUGGACUAGCUCCUACUGGAGCACCGGUUGACUGGGUAGAAGAGCCUAGCUAUUUCUUUCGCUUAUCAAAGUGGCAAGGUAAAUUGCUUGAGUUUUAUUCUAAUAACCCUAAUUUUGUUAAGCCAGCUACUAGAUAUAAUGAAGUAAUUAGCUUUGUUAAAUCUGGGCUUCAUGAUCUCUCUAUUUCUCGUUCUAGCUUUAAAUGGGGGAUAAAAGUCCCAGGUCAUGAUGAGCAUGUUAUAUAUGUAUGGCUAGACGCUCUUACCAACUACAUUUCUGCGUUAGGGUACCCAUAUCCUUGCGAUAAUUAUCAUAAGUUUUGGCCAGCUGAUGUUCAUGUUGUAGGUAAAGAUAUUUUACGUUUUCAUGCGGUAUACUGGCCAGCAUUUCUUAUGGCUGCUGGGCUUGAACCUCCUCGCUGCAUAAUGGCCCACGGAUGGUGGACAAAUGAUGGCCAAAAAAUCUCUAAAUCUAUAGGCAAUGUCAUUGAUCCUAUAAAAUUAAUAGAAGAGUUUGGCCUAGAUCCUGUAAGAUUCUAUUUAAUACGCGAAGUAAUACUCGGAUCAGAUGGUAACUUUUCCCGCAAUAAUUUUAUUAAUAGAGUAAAUAGCGAGCUAUCCAAUAAGAUCGGCAAUUUGUUACAGAGAACAUUAACUUUAACCUAUAAAAAUAAUGAAGGCCGGCUACCAUUAAUUAGCGAAGAUAUCCUAAAUAAAAUUUAUAGUUCACCUUUAAUUAUAAGACUUGAGAAAUCAGUUUUAAAAAAUUCCUCAUUGAUGAGCUCAUUUGAUAUUAAUGCAGUACUAACUAGUAUUAUUAACGUAGUAGAGGAAGCAAAUAUAUAUAUAGACCAAGAAGCACCUUGGAAUUUAAAGGAAACCGACCAUAGUCAAAUGUCUGAAAUCCUCUAUACCUUGCUAGAACUAAUUAGAUAUAUAGCUAUAAUGUUACAACCAUUUGUCCCUAA